Molecule: messenger RNA, 183 nt
Organism: Dichotomopilus funicola
Lineage: Eukaryota; Fungi; Ascomycota; Sordariomycetes; Sordariales; Chaetomiaceae
Product: H/ACA ribonucleoprotein complex subunit 3
Exons: 2
Coding region: 1-183 (60 amino acids)
Biological process (GO): snRNA pseudouridine synthesis; rRNA pseudouridine synthesis; positive regulation of telomerase RNA localization to Cajal body
Cellular component (GO): box H/ACA snoRNP complex
Molecular function (GO): snoRNA binding; telomerase RNA binding
Source: RefSeq, a predicted model, not a curated record
AUGCAUCUCAUGUACCUCCCCGAGGCCAACGGCUCCGGCCGGCGCUACACUCUCAAGAAGGUCAUGGACGGGCAGGUGACCAAGUCGGCGCACCCGGCGCGGUUCUCGCCUGACGACAAGUGGUCGCGCCAUCGGAUUGCUGUGCGCAAGAGGUUUGCUGUGCUGUUGGCGCAGAAGAAAUAA